UAUAUCUGCUCUUAAAAAAUUAUAUCCUUUUUUCCUCGUAAAGUUGCUGCUCUCUCUGACUUAUACGAUAUUAUAUAUCUAGUCCUUGUAAAAGUUUGUAAUAUUAUAUUUUAAGUGAAAAGAAUCGCAUCGCAUCCGCGUAUAGUUUUUACACGAUUUCCCGAAAAUUAAACGGGAGGAAAUAUUUUCGUAGAUUUUAACGUAGUGAUUGCUUUCGUGAGCAAAUUCCGGAGAAAAUUACUGAAAUUAUAUAAGUACGUGAGUGUCGAGCGGUUUAUCAGCCAGUUCGUGCACGAGCUGAAGGAGAAUUCAGAUAAGGAACUGGAAGAGCCACGAUGGAAGUUUCAUCCGAAUCGGAUUGUAAAAAUGUUGAAAAUUUCGAUUAAUUACUAUCGAAGCUCGUAUUCUACUAGUACGGGUAUAAGUGUUGUGUCCCAGUCUUAGGAGAUCUAAUUGUCCAUGGAAUAUGUGCUCCGACAUUUCCUCAGUAUAUUAAUUGCAAGUGCCGCUCAGCUCCAAUGAGUCUUGGCGAAAAAAUGAUAAACCACUUGAACGAAUAGAUAAUGGGUCUCGAGGCAAUCGAGGCAAAUCGCUCAGUAACUGGGAAAAAUUAGUGAGUGUGGACGUGCAGUGAAAGACAGAGAAAGCACAUAAAUCUCUAAUAUGGGAUGAAAAUCUAAUAAAAUGUCUUCUCCCUAGACGUCUAAUUUAAAACCCAAUUAAACCACGAAAUUGUGUUCUAAAAAUAGGCGAAGUAAUAAAUUAAAUAUGGCAAAAUUCAUGAAAGCAGUGGCAUCUUCGGUGGCAGUGGAAGCAGUAGCAACAACAACAACGUCAGCAGCAACCAAGUAUCCUACAGACCGAAAUAAAAGAUGAAGGACGAAAAGGAGACAAAUAGUGUUGAUACUUGGAUCAAGCCAAAAAGUUUAUAUUUCACGUCAUUUCUAAUGUAUCUUCACCUUGGUUCUAUCUAAUCCGCUGCCUAGUGCCUACAUUCGCUGUAGACACCUGUCCCUAUCUGUACUUAACCAAUUUUGAACUGUUUAUUGCGUUAAUUACUAAACGAUUUUCCACUACUACAUCGUCCACCUAAACGGGUACGCAUUCUCUUCCCACACUCAUUUUCACUUACCCAACUGACCACUCAACCGAAUUAAUAUAAAAAACCAUACGCUUAAGGAAGCCAGUCACAGAAGCUAUUUUUAAAUUUUCAAUAUUUUUUCCUAUUAAAAGUCUACGGAAAGUUCAUGUAUCUCGUGGAAACUUCGCAGAAGCAGGACUCUGGGCGAUUAAGCGAAUCCAACGACACUGCAAGGAUAAUGGACAACUCAGAAAAUAAAGUCUCAGACUCGCUCGUACUCGCGGAACUAGAUCAAUAAUAAAUAAUUCUCAAAUAAUAUGUAUAUUGUGAUAUUUUUCUAAAUACCACUGUCACUGUGUGCGGAAGCCAGAAAUGCAUAAUUAAGGUUAAUGUGAAUAAGACAAUUUCCAAUUGAAGCCAGAGUACGAGGUAUCAUUUGGAAACAAAGUGAAUCUGCCACUGUAAUCUAAUGUGUUAGAUAAGGACUCGGUGCCCUGCUCAACAAGUAGUGAAGAAUAAAGUUUCCUGUAAAUAACGUUCCCCAUCCUUGGAAUACGCUCCGAUGUAGAUAUUAAUAAAUGAUACUUGAAUAUUUUCGAUAACUUAGCUUAGAGGAUAUAAUAAAUUUAUUAGAAACCAAGAAAAUCCUUUGAAAUUGCAUAAAAGGAAAAAUCAGUGUAUCACACGUGCCCAGUUGGUGAAUCCAUUGCUGCUACUAUUACAUAACAUACUCUAACUCAGUGUGUAUACACCAUAUCCUUGCGUGUAUAUGUAAUGUUGUGCUUAUAAUCUAGGAAGUCUAGUUAUCUAAUCUUUAAAAAGAAAAGCAACCCCCUCCCAAAGGAUCACUCACUUCAAAUCUGAAUUCGUGAUAAAGCCAAGGUCUUCGAAAAACGCCGAUAUUAUGAUAGAGCUGCAACAAAGGAUAUCUUCUUCUAUAUCAGAAUGUCUGACGAGAGUGAAACGUAGCAAGAGCUAGCGGAACGAGAGCAAACUACUAGAUUAAGUGAACGGAAGUGGAAGAGACGGCGCGUGGCAGCAGCUAUCUGGCUGCCAAGCCUCGGUUUUGUUUCACCAAUGAAGAAUGAAGAAACAAAAUGUACGCACGAUCUCCUUAAUCGUGUGCACAUUUACAUAUUUACUAGUUGGUGCGGCCGUUUUUGAUGCUCUCGAAUCUGAAACCGAGAAGAAACGCUGGGAAGCACUUCAAGCAAUUGAAGACAUGAUUAUAAAAAAAUACAAUAUAUCAGUAGAAGACUUCAAAGUGAUGGAAACGGUUGUGCUAAAAUCCGAGCCACAUAAGGCCGGACAACAAUGGAAAUUUGCUGGUGCAUUCUACUAUGCCACAACCGUACUAACAACUAUUGGAUACGGUCACUCAACACCGAGCACAAUUGGUGGCAAGUUAUUUACUAUGUGUUAUGCAAUGGUUGGUAUACCAUUAGGGCUUGUCAUGUUCCAAAGUAUUGGAGAAAGAGUGAAUAGACUGAGCAGCUUUGUUAUAAGAACAGUGAAAACUGCACUUCACUGUCCACAAACUGCGGCUUCCGAAUUAGAUUUAAUUUGUGUUGUUACAACUUUAAGCUCUUUAACGAUAGCCGGCGGUGCUGCAGCCUUUUCGAAAUUUGAAGGUUGGAGCUAUUUUGAUUCAGUAUAUUACUGUUUUAUAACUCUUACUACUAUAGGUUUUGGGGAUAUGGUAGCUUUACAAAAAGACAAUGCACUUAAUAAGAAGCCCGAAUAUGUUAUGUUUGCACUGAUAUUCAUACUGUUCGGUUUGGCAAUAGUAGCUGCAUCUUUAAAUCUUCUAGUUCUUAGAUUCGUUACAAUGAAUACAGAAGAUGAACGAAGAGAUGAAGCGCAAGCAAUGCAGUAUAUGACCAAGUCCAAAUUGUGGACGCCGGAGGCUCUUCAGGUUGCAGUUAGACUAGAAGGUGACGUUAUAACGGCCAAUGGGUCUAUUUUAAGUGGUUAUAUAGGACACGAUUCUGCAUCAAUUGAUGCGGAUAAUGCAUCAAUUUGUUCUUGCCAUUGUGCCUGUUUUAGGGCAAGUCGGCAUAGAAAGCAUCAAUUCAAAGUGCGUCGAUCCCCCAGCCAUAUAAGACAUUUACUGCCCGAAGUGAUGCCGAUGAAGGAAUUUUCAUUAGAAAGUAGUAAUAAUGGUAGUGCUUUACAAUCACGACCACAACAAAAAAAUUUAUUACAAAGGAAUAUAUCGCUUAUAUCCUUUCGUAUCUAGUCCAAACUGAAAAAUAAAUUUAUUACCAUAAUAAAACAAAUUCAAUAAAUUCAAAUCUAAUGAAAUAAGAACACAAUAAAACUGGGAACGGAGACCUUUCGAAAGGCGAGGCAGAUGGAGUUGGAAGAACCGGAAGUUACAAGGACGAACGCUCAAAGGAUGGAACGCUCAAUGGAAAGGAGGUGGGCAGAAAGCUUGAGAAACAGAAAAUAUUGUACUAUAUCUUUUAAAAAGACAUCAUAACGAUGAUAGCGACGAGUAAGAAACUACAUGAUUGUGCAUUUUUUGGUAAAAUCGCACGACCACCAUGAUAGAAUAAUAAAGAGAAAAAUUUAUUGUGUAAAUUAUUAAUGACGAAACUAACGAAAAAUUCUAAAUAUAUCAUUUUUUGCUCUUUUGUAAUAAAUUAGAAAGAAUUGCUUUUUAAGUCAAUUAGGAUAUCUAUAAUACAAAGAAUUUAAAUUACAACGUUACAAGGAUUCAUCUAAUUUUCAUUGGGGUAAUGAAUUUCAUAAUUACAGUGCAAUCAAAAAUCGGGACACAACAGAAACAUUUUUUGUAAAAUUGCCUAAAACACUCCGGGAAAUUCAAUCUAUUUUAGUAAAAUAUUACCUUGAAAUCGCGUACAUAUUCAUAUCCGAAGUAAGCGCCAUCGAAAAGUGUAACCAAUUUUAAACUUUAUAAGGAAAAGCAUUGGAAUUUUUGUCCUUACUAGCCACCACACGAGUAACAUCUUCAACCUCUUUUAUAAAUUCACUAUAAUUUAUAUAAUUUACUAUAAUGAUUUCCUGUCGUUAAAAUUAAGUGAAAGGGCUGUUUAGUUUAAUAUAACCCAAACAACAAUAAGAUGAUCACAAAGCAUUCAACCAUUUCUAGCUCUUUUGUUCGAGUUAUUGUUGGACAACAAGCGAUUUAAUGGAUUUUUUUUCUAAUCUAUAUAUGCUUACUGUCACCCGCAUUCGCUAAUAUGAUUUAUAUGUCCGCAUCCGCAUCCAUAGGACAUAGCGCGUCAAAAAGUCUUUCCGUGAAGUUUGCACAUCUCCACUAUUUUUCUGCAUCACGUGUUUCUAAGGCGACCCACUCUUCAGCCACACUGGGAUUGUAGAUUCCGUUGCACCACAUAGGCUGCAAUGGAGCUGUCGUCCUUUCUUAAAAUAUGGCCUCUUCACUGCCACUUCAGCCUUCUUAUCAAUUCAUUUGACAACACCUGAGCAAAAUAUCGAAUAUGUUCGAUAUUUUGAUUCCAGAUGAUACAAAUUUCGAAGCCUAAUAUCUACUUCGGUGAUACGGGAGCAAACACAAUUCCGCUACUUUGCUAUUAUCAACGCAUACGUUUAAUAUAGGCAACCCACGAUCAACAGGAUCUGUAACAAUAAUAAUAAUAAUAAUCGUUGGCGCAACAAUCCAUAAGGGAUCAGGGCCUUGAAGUGUGUUAGAUUACUUCACUCAAGACCGUAACACUACACUGUAGGAGGC
Hermetia illucens (black soldier fly) is the source of this 4796-nucleotide messenger RNA. RefSeq names its product two pore potassium channel protein sup-9 (gene Task6). Gene Ontology annotation, biological process: potassium ion transmembrane transport; stabilization of membrane potential. The record is from RefSeq and is a predicted model, not a curated record. Gene Ontology annotation, molecular function: potassium ion leak channel activity. Lineage: Eukaryota; Metazoa; Arthropoda; Insecta; Diptera; Stratiomyidae. Gene Ontology annotation, cellular component: membrane. The transcript has 7 exons. The coding region runs from base 2166 to 3320 and encodes 384 amino acids.